ACUUCCAUAGAUAUUAAGGGAGGAGAACGUUUCGAGGAACGACCGGAGUGAAGCCUUGACGACAUCACUGCUGCAGCCUAGACAUUGAGAAGCCCAAUUCGAUUGAAACGCUGCUCUUUUUGGCGCGAGGUCAUCUUCGGAAUUUCUUCAAGUGGCCUACAGUACAGUGUGGUGAGUUACCUGCCCAUUCCUAGCAAUGCCGCCUCCUUGCUCUCUCCUGUGCCACCUGGCCACGCUUCUCUGUGUGUGGGCACUUUGCCAGGCCCAGUUGGAUACCAAACUACCCCCUGGCACACCCAUCAUCCAGCUGCGUCUGGCAGGGGACAAACACAAGCACUACGAGGGCCGGGUUGAAGUCUACUAUAAUGGAGAGUGGGGCACGGUGUGCGACGAUGACUUCUCCAUCCAUGCAGCCAACGUCGUGUGCAGGGAGCUGGGCUAUGUGGAGGCUGUAUCCUGGUCUCCUUCUUCCAAGUAUGGCAAGGGAGAAGGUCGGAUCUGGUUGGACAACGUCCACUGUUCGGGAUUAGAGAGAACCCUGGCCCAGUGUGAGUCCAAUGGCUUUGGAGUUUCCGACUGCAAACACUCUGAGGACGUGGGAGUGGUGUGUAGCCAGAGACGAAUCGCCGGCUUCAAAUUCAUCAGUACCCUGACCAACAAUGUGGAAAGUCUGAAUGUCCAGGUGGAAGAUGUGCGUAUCCGGGCCAUCUCCUCACAGCGUAAAAGGGUUCCCAUGACAGAGGGCUACCUGGAGGUGAAGGACGGGGGGAAGUGGAGACAGAUCUGUGACUUGGAGUGGACUCAGAUGAACAGCCGGGUCAUCUGUGGGAUGUACGGCUUCCCUGGAGAGAAAAGAUACAACACUAAAGUCUACAAGCUGCUGUCCAAGCGCAGGAAGAAGAACUACUGGGGCUUCGGAGUGAACUGCACGGGGAACGAGGCCAGCCUGCAUGGCUGUAAGCUGGGCCACAAGGUGGAGCUGAGGGGGAAUGCCACCUGUGAGAAGGGCUUGCCCGUGGUGGUCAACUGUGUUCCAGGACGGGCCUUUGCUCCCAGCCACGCCCAGGGCUUCAGCAAGGCCUACAGGGUGGAGCAACCCCUGGUGCGCCUGAGAGGCGGGGCCAACAUAGGGGAAGGGCGAGUGGAAGUGCUGAAAAAUGGUGAAUGGGGCACCGUCUGCGAUGACAGCUGGAACCUGGAGGCAGCCACCGUGGUGUGUCGAGAACUGGGCUUCGGUAGUGCCAAGGAGGCCCUCGCUGGAGGCAAACUGGGACAAGGAAUGGGCCCGGUCCAUAUGAAUGAGGUGAAGUGUUCUGGCUUUGAGAAAUCCCUCACUGAGUGUUACUUCAAUAGAGAUGCCCUGGGCUGCAGUCACGAGGAAGACGCUGCAGUUCGAUGUAAUGUUCCUGCCAUGGGCUUCCAGAACAGACUGCGUCUGAGCGGUGGGCGGAACCCAUUUGAAGGGCGUGUGGAGGUGCUGGCGGAGAAGAACGGCUCGUUGGUGUGGGGUACGGUGUGCAGUGACAGCUGGGGUACCAUAGAGGCUACAGUCGUGUGCAGACAGCUGGGUCUCGGUUUUGCCAACAACGCCUUCCAGGAGACGUGGUACUGGCCAGGAGACGUGAGUGCUGAUGACGUGGUGAUGAGCGGGGUCAGGUGCUCGGGGACAGAGAUGACUCUGGCCCAGUGCCUCCAUCAUGGGAAACACCUCGACUGCCCCCGAGGGGGAGGACGCUUCGCUGCUGGAGUCUCCUGCUCUGAGACGGCCCCAGACUUGGUUCUAAACGCCCAGGUGGUGGAACACACCACGUACCUGGAGGACCGGCCCAUGUACAUACUGCAGUGUGCCAACGAGGAGCACUGUCUGUCCAGCAGCGCCGCCGCCGCCACAUCGUCCUCCUACCGCCGCCUGCUGCGCUUCUCCUCCCAGAUACACAACAACGGACUGACAGACUUUCGCCCCAGGGCCGCACACAACUCCUGGAUCUGGCACGAGUGCCACAGGCACUACCACAGCAUGGAGGUGUUCACCCACUAUGACCUACUGAGCCUCAACGGCACCAAGGUGGCAGAGGGACACAAGGCCAGCUUCUGUCUGGAGGACACCCAAUGUGAAGAGGGUAUUGAGAAGAGGUACGAGUGUGCUAACUUCGGGCAGCAGGGCAUCACUGUUGGGUGCUGGGAUACGUACAGACACGACAUCGACUGUCAGUGGAUAGAUGUGACAGACGUUGUGCCAGGAGACUACAUCUUCCAGGUUGUGAUCAACCCAAACUUUGAGGUAGCAGAGUCCGACUACACCAACAACGUUAUGAAGUGCAGGUGUCGAUACGACGGCCACAGGAUAUGGAUGUACAACUGUUAUAUAGGUGGCUCAGUGAGCUCCGAGUCAGAGGAAUCCUCUUUCAGUGGCCUCAUGAAUAACCAGCUGGGACACAGGUAGUGUGGACGGACUCAAUGGAAAGACCAGGAGGAACAUUUUAUUUAGCGAAACUGAUGAAUGACCAGCAAGACUGUUGUGAAAUUACCAACCGCGAGAGGGAGCGCUGUGCCGUCUGUUCCCUCCCUAACGGUGCUGGAUGAAAAUUGAAAAGCAAAGCUCACCUCAGUGCCAACGUUUUAUAUAAGGACAUUGCAGACGAAAAAAAAACCUGUUUUAAAGAUCCAGCUUGAAGAAGCAACUCUGUCUUUACUGUUCUCACAAAUUUCUGUCACAUGUACAGCAGAGUGCUGGUGCUAUCAAAUCAGAGCUAUUUAGUUACAUGUACCCAACCUUUGUGGUCCACCGUAAGGAAAGAAAGUGAUAUUUUUCGACACCUGCUGCACUUUGAGACAGUGUCCUGUAUUGUUUAUUUAAUUGUUUUUAGGACAGUGUGUUGAGCAGGCAAUUAACUAUGCACCUAUGAACACCAUCGUAAAGCUGUUUCUCUGGAUCCCCCCCUCCCUCCGCAAUGAGAUUGACCCUUUUUUCUGUUCAAUCCCUUAAGAACGGUUGUCUGCUAAAGAUGAUAACCUAUUUGCAUCUGUCAAUGUAUUGUCGGUCCAGUAUGCAGACACCCUGUCCCCAGAGUAGUGCUGAGCGAUUAACUGAAAUGUGUUAUUUUUCUUUUUUUAAACAACAACAACUGACGUUGAAUCAAUGAUUUGUAUUUCAUUUAGUUCCAUUCUGUUUCCUGUAAGCUCAAUGCACACAGUUUCUCUAAAGAUAAAUCAGAUCCGUUCUGUUACCUGUAAGCUCAAUGCACACAGUUUCUCUAAAGAUAAAUCAGAUCCGUUCUGUUACCUGUAAGCUCAAUGCACACAGUUUCUCUAAAGAUAAAUCAGAUCCGUUCUGUUUCCUGUAAGCUCAAUGCACACAGUUUCUCUAAAGAUAAAUCAGAUCCGUUCUGUUUCCUGUAAGCUCAAUGCACACAGUUUCUCUAAAGAUAAAUCAGAUCCGUUCUGUGUUUCUGUUAUGACUGCUACACAAGAGAGAAGAAUGCGAUCAUUAAGGGAUAUAGAGAGUAGCUGUUGUUCCGUGAGGUAAACACAUGAUCUAAGUGGUUGAUAGUUGGUAUUCAGCAGUCAUAAAAGUGUGCCUCAUUUCAUUUGAAGAACUGCAAAAUAGUGAUUUCUUUUCAGACAGCAUUAGGCAGCAGCUCUUUAGAGAUGAGAUGACUUGGAAUUAAAUAAUAAAUACAUGUAAUAUACACCGCAACUGAAAUAUUUUAUUAAAGUAAUGUGAAUAAAUGAUGGUUAGUAAUUGAUAAGCAGUAAUGGGCAGUCUACCAUCAUGGGACUUUUAUUCAUUGUUUUAUUCUGUGUAACAGCAUUCAACCCACAAUGCAUAUUGCAUUGAAUGUUUUUUUUUAAAUUAGCAAAACUGUGAUUAUUUUUUUGAAAUAAUUUAACCGAAACCGAACAGACCUCCAAAAUCACUAAUCGCUCACCACUAUCCCAGAGCUUCAAAUACAGCAGUUCUGUAACAACUGCCUUCUGCCCAGUUUCCCCUGAUGUCGCCACGACAAUCAAGAUUUAUUUUUACCAUCCCUGUAACUGUCGCUUCUGCGGAGAUUGUUUUCUAAACUAAAACUCAUAGAACUACCUAAGAAGCAUUAGACUUGUUGGAGGGUUACUGUCAAAACUAUUUAUUCAAUAAAUAACUAAAUAAAUAAAUAAAUAGACAUGGAUGACAGACACAUGGGCCACCAGUGCACGUGCCUAUGAAGUGGGGGUGGGGAAAGUAGCAGAAUAGUCUUACAUCCACGGAGAAUAUUACUAGCGAGUCUGUGGCGUGAUAAUGUGGUAGAAGCCAUUGUGAAUAUAAAAUAAGGAAGGACUGAUUGUUUUCUUGCUGUACGGUAAUCACUAAGGAUAUGGCAGUAUUAUUACAACCAUACAGCUACCACUAAGGAGAAACUUCCCCCCCCUCUGAUCAAACCUGCAUUUUUACGUCUCUAAAGAGGCAAUGAGCAUUUAAGGCAGAAUCCCCAAGUUAAAAUGUACACAAACUUUUGUCCAAAUUGGCGACAAACAGCAUGAUUUAGGUGAGAGGGAGUUAGUUAUUCAUGUAAUUUGUGUUGGGAUUCUGCCUCAAGUUAACAGUGUAUCUUGCUUCACCUAAUAUCAACUCUGGCAAUAUAUUUAAUAACUUUCAUCUUAGGAUUCUAAGAUACAUAUACAUUUUAGUCUUAUCACCAUAUUCUGCUCAGCUUAGUUCAUUUUUCAAACAUCCAUUAAAUUAAAUUAUUACCGUCAGGGACUCUUAUGUUUGUUUUCUCAAUUGUACAAGUCACAAAUGACAUGUGAAAAUGCAUCUUUGCAUUCUAUUUUUGUGACACUUCAACUACAGGGCCCUUUAUUUUACAAGGGUGCUCUUUACUAGAUGGGUGAUUAUCCUAUACUGUAUACACAGUUGAAUGUUUUAAAGCAUUUUGUGCUUGCUUCAUAUUUUCUCUAAUAAAAAUAAACAAGCAAACCAUGA
Molecule: messenger RNA, 4963 nt
Organism: Oncorhynchus tshawytscha (Chinook salmon)
Lineage: Eukaryota; Metazoa; Chordata; Actinopteri; Salmoniformes; Salmonidae
Product: lysyl oxidase homolog 2A
Exons: 14
Coding region: 197-2443 (748 amino acids)
Biological process (GO): sprouting angiogenesis; peptidyl-lysine oxidation
Cellular component (GO): membrane
Molecular function (GO): copper ion binding; protein-lysine 6-oxidase activity
Source: RefSeq, a predicted model, not a curated record